Molecule: messenger RNA, 1407 nt
Organism: Amaranthus tricolor (Joseph's coat)
Lineage: Eukaryota; Viridiplantae; Streptophyta; Magnoliopsida; Caryophyllales; Amaranthaceae
Product: probable cinnamyl alcohol dehydrogenase 6
Exons: 6
Coding region: 71-1159 (362 amino acids)
Biological process (GO): lignin biosynthetic process
Molecular function (GO): zinc ion binding; cinnamyl-alcohol dehydrogenase activity
Source: RefSeq, a predicted model, not a curated record
GCUCUUCAGUUCACUAAUUAAGCAAGAAGGUAUCACACCUUAAUAAAUAAUUAUCAGUAAAUCAUAAAUAAUGGCUCAAACAACUCCUAAUCACAGUCAAACUGUAUCUGGAUGGGCUGCUCAUGAUUCCUCCGGAGAAGUUACUCCUUUUGUCUUCAAAAGAAGGGAAAAUGGAGUGAACGACGUGACGAUCAAAGUUCUGUAUUGUGGAAUGUGUCAUACUGAUCUGCACUAUAUCAAGAACGAUUGGGGAAUUACCAUGUACCCUGUUGUUCCUGGGCAUGAAAUCACUGGAAUAAUAACAAAAGUAGGGGAAAAUGUGACAAAAUUCAAAGUGGGCGACAAAGUAGGAGUGGGUUGUCUAUCAGCUUCAUGCUUAAACUGUGAUUUUUGCAAGAAUUCUCAAGAGAAUUAUUGUGAUGAGAUACAAUUCACUUAUAAUGGUAUUUUUUGGGAUGGCAGCAUUACAUAUGGUGGCUACUCUAAGAUGUUGGUUGCUGAUCAAAGGUAUGUCGUAUUUGUACCAGAGAAUCUACCGAUGAAUGCGGCAGCUCCAUUGCUAUGUGCCGGGAUCACAGUAUAUACACCCAUGAAAGACAGUAAAUUACUAGAAUUAAGAGGGGUUCCAAAAAAAGUUGGAAUAAUAGGACUUGGUGGAUUAGGUCAUGUGGCUGUUAAGUUUGCCAAGGCAUUUGGGCAUCAUCUCACCAUAAUAAGCACUUCCCCGUCUAAAGAAAGUGAAGCCAGACAACAUCUUGGUGCAGAUGAUUUUAUUGUCAGCACUGAUCCUAAACAAAUGAUGGCGAAACAGAGGAGCCUGGAUUUCAUACUGGAUACAGUUUCGGCCCACCAUUCUCUUGGACCAUAUCUUGAAUUGCUUAAAGUCGAGGGAACUCUUCACAUUGUCGGCGUUCCCGACAAGCCCAUGGACUUGCCUUCUUUCCCUCUAAUCCUUGGGAAAAGAACAAUAAAAGGAAGCAUGACAGGAGGCAUAAGAGAAACACAAGAAAUGAUGGAAAUGUGCGGGAAACACAACAUUUGUUGCGAUAUAGAAAUGGUCAGUCCUGAUAAUAUUAACCAAGCUCUUGAUCGUCUUGCUCGAAAUGAUGUUCGAUAUCGCUUUGUUAUUGACGUUGCUUCUGAGUCAUCUAGACUUUGAAACAUAUUUUAUUGCUGCAAUGUUUCUCUAAGUUUGUUAUUCGUAUAUUUUCUCAGUUUUUGUGAUUCAUAAUUGUUGUAUGAGAAGCGCUAUAUAAAUGGAUUUAAUAAUCCCUUUCAAAAUAUAAACUUCUUGUAUGAUGUCAUUUCACAGAGAUUUUCUCUUCACAAGCUAGAAGAGUACUUCUUUUAUAUGUCUACACUUGUAUUUAGGAUUGUUUUGUUUAUUUAUGAACCCCAAAGUGAAAU